Molecule: messenger RNA, 3995 nt
Organism: Xyrichtys novacula (pearly razorfish)
Lineage: Eukaryota; Metazoa; Chordata; Actinopteri; Labriformes; Labridae
Source: the annotation of a GenBank genome assembly
AGUCGCACUAAUGUGUCGUCACGCGCGGUAACAGCUGAUCGUUGGUCGUAAACUCUGCGCCGAGAGCUGACAACACAGCAGCAGCACGAGUUUCACCUUGUUGUUGUGAACGAAGAAGAUCCUCCGUGAUAUUUAGAGGAACAUCAGCCCGACAUGCCGAAGUACUGCUCUGUCCUGAACUGUAAGAAUGACUCUGGGAACAACGGGAACAACGACAGGAGGAGUUUCUACAAGUAAGAGGAGAGUUUGAACAGAGUUUAUCAGAGAGUUGGAGCUAACUGCUGAACUUUACUGCUGCUGCUGAGGACGCGUCAUCCAACCUGAUGCAGCUCUGAUGAGUCACUCUUUAUCGAUCAGAGUUAAAACCUCAGAAAUGAUCGGUUUUGAUCAAUAUUAUUAACACUAUUAGACACUCUUCCGAUCAUUUUCUCAGCCUUUCUGUCUUAUUCCGACCUCUGAGUCAGCUCGGACCCUGAUUCAAUCAUCAGCGUCUGUCGAUGUAAACCAGUUCGAUCACUUCAGUUUUAUAUGUAAAUCCACAUCAAGAUCUAAACUAACUACAAUUAAACUCACUAACACGGAGUUCUGCGAUGAAACUUUAUUCUGUUUACAGCUCAUGAUGUUCAUUCUUCCAAAUUAAUGUAGCUGAGUAGGUCAUGAAGUUUGACACAGAGUUGAAGUAGUUUAAAGUAUAUAGACACUGUUUUCAAGAGCUACAGGGGUGAGGGUGGUGUUGGUACAACUUUGUGUUACAGGGUUUACUCUGUGGGGCAUGAAUGCACGUUUGUAUGGAUAGAGAGUCUCCAUUAGUGUAUAAAUAAUGUAGUGUUGACUACAGCAUGAGUGUAUAGACUGAUCAGUAAGGUUAAAGAUUGUUGGAGAAGGGGUGGGAGCUCAUAAGUAUUACUUCUUCCCACUUCUUUUUGAAUAUUCAUUGUUUUGUUUUUAUUUAUUUUCAUGUAUGAAGAUUUCUGUGUCUGAAAUAAUAAGAACAAUCCAACAUAAUACGCUUUAGUUCAGCACCACUUCACUUUAUUUCAUUUUCCCUGAAGAGAAAUUUGCUUCACAGCCAGUUAAAACCACAAAAACACGCUCAAAUACACAGAAACAGGGAUACGUCAUGUUUAAGAAUACAGUAAAAAAUGACUGACAGUGAAAACUAUCCCCCUAACUAACCUUUCCAACUGAUGAUAACAAAGGUGAGGACAGAUUCAACCACGAAACGGUAAUAAAGUUGUUAAGUGAAUCUGGAGGAAGUGCAACAGUUGCCGGUCUUUUUUACACUCAGAAUUAGUCAUGAAUGAGUUUAUUAAUGACCACACAGAGAUGCUCAAAGCUUUUAACUUCCUCCUCAGUCUUUUCUCAGUUACAGUUAAAAAAUCUGUGGACAUGUCUGCAGACUUGUUGACGUUUAGUUUUAAAACAUGAGUUUUCACACUGUUCUCUAAAAUCACCUCCCACAGGUCCAGCUGCUGUUUUCUCCUCCUGUAACAGACUCACGAUGACCGUUUCAUCCUCAGACUUUAGUCGAGACUGUUUUUACAUUUGUGAUUUCAUAUGGCUGCUUCCUUUGUGUGUCUUUCUUUAAAGAUAAAUCUAAUCCCAGUUAGUUAACUUAACAUGAAUUACUAAAAGGAUUUGCUCUCAUUUCAGCCUCUAAAACAUUUCAGGAUUUCAUCAACCCAAGCUAAAAAGUGAUGAGUGCACAGAGUCAGUCAGUAACCGGAUCCCUGUCUCACUUCUGAGGCUCUGAUUUCUUUCUGUUUGAGUAUAAAAACUGACCCUUCAGGCUCAGCGUGAAUCCUCUAUCCAGUGAAUUCUCCCACUUUCUUACUGGACUGCAGCAGCACCUGUACGAGUGUCUCACACCUGUGAUCUUCAUUGUGUUCCAGGUUCCCCCUGCAGGACCCGGUGCGUCUGCAGCAGUGGCUGAGGAACAUGGGGAGAAAAAACUGGACCCCCUCUCGACACCAGUACAUCUGCCACGAACAUUUUGCACCGUCGUGUUUUAAGGUGCGAUGGGGAAUACGUUACCUGGAGAGUGAUGCUGUACCCACCAUCUUUCAAGAAACAGAGGUAAAGUCACUUUUAAACGUCCUGUUUCUAAAUUUACAUCCAACUUUUUUAGUAGUUUUCUGAUCUUUAUUGUAAACUUCAGAAAAUCUUGAUACAGCAUCACAGAUAUUUGUUCAAGAAACUUGUGGCUGUUGAUUAAAAUGUAAACAAUUUGCAACAACCACCUCUCAGGGUGAGGGUCUCAGUAAGAAGGUAAACCGUGCUGAGGUCGCUUUAGUAAAUCUGAGGUUGUUCUGCUGCUGUAGAUGAACGAAAACUAAUGCGUCUUUUCAGAAACGUAAAGCCACGGAUGAAGAUGAGAAGAAGACGAAACGCUUCAGAGCUGACAGCCAUCAGAGCAUCACGGUGUCAGAUGACAGGAUGGCGACAGGGGGCGCCGCAGAGGUGGGGAGUUCCAUGCAGACUCUCCACCUGUAUGAGAUCACGGUGGACCCUCUGCAGCAGAGAGACACCGGCGUGGUGGAGAUGAGCAGUCCUGGAGAACCUCACUCUUCUCUGCAGAUGGAUUCAGUGAACCACUUUCAGAUGGAGGCAAACUUCCCGUUAACUUUGUUCCAGACGGUCGAAGAUCUGAGUAACGGCGGAGAAGACACGGAGGUGGUGGUGUUGUCUGAAUGUCCUGCAGGUGAAGGGCAAGGUGAGCUGGUGAACGGGAUCACUGCCGCCAUUUUAACGCAGGGCCACGGCCUGGUCAUGAGGAACUCCGCUCUCAGCCAUGCAGAUGAGACCGUGGCUUCUCUUCGUGUUGAAGAUGUGACUCGUACCACAGAGGAGUCCUCAGACGUCUGUGAAGGCAGCGAAACCAAAGUCAUCGCCUACUUUGAGACGAUACCGAAUGUUUUCCCCAGUGAAGUCUCCACACGGUUCGCCUUCUCCCCCGACACGGUGCUUUCGUCAGCUCUCAGCUCCAAACCCAUCACAUCGACUCUGCCAAUAGUGUCCAAACACACCCCGCCUUCCCCUACUUCUCUGGCCCUCAAGGUGCAAAGACUGGAUCCAGAGGAGGGAGACGACGGCCAGUCAGAGGAGGACAGCGGGGAGCUGCAGGAUCAGCAGCUGGAGGAGCACAGGUGAGGACAAGUCUGUGUUCUCACUCACACAGAAAAAAAAAAAGUGUUUCCUCUUCUUCUGCAGCGUUAACAAGAUGAACUUUGUCUCCUCUGUGAUCAGCUACCACAAGAACAGUCUGAGUAAGGAGCAGCUGGAGGGGAUCGUGGUGGAGCUGCAGAAGAAGGUCAAAGUUCUGCAGCAGCGACACAGACGACACCUGGAGAAACUUCUGGGUCUGGAGAACACGGUCGGCCAGCUGAGGCAGAACAACCUGCUGAAUGAGGAGCGACUGCAGCUGCUGGAGAGAGUGAGAAGCUUCGAGUGUUUUUUUCUUUUUAAACCUGUAAAAAUAUCAGUUCAGUGUCUUCAUUACACUCGUCUGUCUCUGUGUGAUUAAAUAUCUUCUUCCAGGCUUACAUCCAGACCAGCGCAGCAGUGCCAGAACCAGGUGAGACCGUGGCCAUCAUCUACGAGGAAAACGACGGGUCUUUCUUGUACACACCUCUGAACAGCGACACUGAAAAUCUGUGAGGCUGAACUGACUGCAGACGCCCGCCUGAGUGUUUCGGACGCAGCUAAUGAUAAAAUCUCUGUUUUUCUUUCUUCAUCUUCGUCUCGUUGAAUCUGCUGUGAGCUUUGCACAAUCAUGAAUGAGUAAUCUGGGAAAAAUGAUGAAUGUGUGUUUUUUAAUGAUUUUCACCCUCUACCCCUUUCUUCUCGGCUUCAACCACUUUUUGAACGUCUCUUUGUUUGGGUUCAUGUAAAAAAUCACAUUAAAAAUAACAGUCGUCUCAGUUUGUGCUUCAUUUCUGCUGUGAUUGACAUGUCAGCCAUGAAAGAACAAUAAAAAAAAACAUACUAAUACUUUC